Messenger RNA from Topomyia yanbarensis, 12155 nucleotides. Its product is annotated as casein kinase II subunit beta. The transcript is spliced from 6 exons. Lineage: Eukaryota; Metazoa; Arthropoda; Insecta; Diptera; Culicidae. Gene Ontology annotation, cellular component: cytoplasm; protein kinase CK2 complex. The coding region runs from base 194 to 907 and encodes 237 amino acids. Gene Ontology annotation, molecular function: protein kinase regulator activity. The record is from RefSeq and is a predicted model, not a curated record.
CCCAGUCUCUGUCUCGUCGUCUCUCGUACGACGUUGCGUUCACUCGUUCCUUCAUUCCAUCAAAAUUCGGGCAUUCCCGGGCGCACAGUUGUACAGUGUGAACCACGGUUCGAGUUUCGAUUGAUUUUUUUCGUAUUUUUUAUUUCUUCAAGAUUUAAUCAUAAGCGUGGCUAGCCAGGGAAUAAAAAGGAAAAUGAGUAGCUCCGAGGAGGUUUCUUGGAUUUCCUGGUUCUGCGGACUUCGUGGCAAUGAAUUCUUCUGUGAGGUGGACGAGGACUACAUUCAGGAUAAGUUCAAUUUGACCGGACUGAACGAACAAGUGCCGAACUACAGACAGGCACUUGAUAUGAUUUUAGAUCUGGAACCGGAAGAUGAGAUAGACGACAAUCCGAACCAGUCCGAUCUGAUCGAGCAAGCGGCUGAGAUGCUGUACGGUCUUAUCCACGCUAGGUAUAUCCUUACGAAUCGCGGUAUAGCUCAAAUGAUAGAGAAAUAUCAAAGCGGUGACUUCGGCCACUGUCCGCGGGUGUACUGCGAAAGCCAACCGAUGCUUCCAUUAGGUUUAUCUGAUGUGCCUGGUGAGGCCAUGGUGAAAAACUACUGUCCCAAGUGCAUCGACGUCUACACACCAAAGUCCUCGAGACACCAUCACACGGACGGGGCCUACUUUGGCACCGGUUUUCCUCACAUGCUGUUCAUGGUACACCCCGAGUAUCGCCCGAAACGUCCCGCCAACCAGUUUGUGCCGCGCUUAUACGGCUUCAAGAUCCACUCGUUAGCCUAUCAAAUUCAGCUUCAGGCAGCUGCCAACUUUAAAGCGCCAUUGCGAGGGGUAAUGAACAGCAAUCGGGGCCCUUUGGAAAAUGUACUAGUGUCAAAAGCCCCGAAAACCGAAUGCAAAGCUUAAUCGUUUGAAUGAGUUUGCACUGUGCAUUGAGUAUACAUAUUUUUUACAUUGUUACAAAAUUUGGCAUCCGAGGCACAUCAUGUCCUUGUGUGAUUCUGUAUCUGAACAUUUUUUUUCCGUUGGUAUAAACAUUGAAAAUAUCUAUACAGCCAGUUGUAUGGAGGUUAUUGUACAUAACCGAAUUGAGCUAAAAACAUUUAUUAUAUUUUAUUUCAAAUUAUAUCAUUGCACUUUUGGUUUUUCACACAACGUCGUUUCGAUACCGGAAAAUCAUAACGGGAUCGUUUGCAUGGGUUACCCGUGGAGAUUGUUCUAGGACGUUCCCAGAAACUACUUACUAUUAUUCUCGAGGAUUUUUUUUUCUUUAGUCGAAGUCAAUAGCUAUACAUUGUUCUUUAAUUUCUCUAUAACUGGAGCUUUUCCGGACAAAUUCAAAAUGGCCUGAGUUAGAUAGGAUUAAUGUAGUAUAACUAGCAAUAAUUGUGUUAAUGGUGAAAACGCGAAAAUCACGUUAGCUUCAACACAGUGUAAUCGACCGACCGAUCCUGCAAAGUUUCCUUCAUAUUCACCAGAAAUCCCUUACUGAUUUUAGUGCACUGUACAAAAAAACGUGUUAAAUUUUAUUAAGUAGACUCUGGGUACAAAUCCUUGAAUAACUUCCAGGAGUGGCCCAAAGCGUGCACGGUCGUUUGACGUAAUGAGUAUUUGGCUUACAUCUGUUGUUUUUUCAAGUUUGUAUUUGUGAGGCAUAAACCAGCGUUGCUUGACUACCAUGAUAGCAAUCUCGUCAUUUUUUGAAAAUUUUAAUUCUGAAACUGACAAUCAAGUCUUGGUCCACGACAGAGGUUCGAAGUAAAACAAAGUGAUCGAUGAACGGAUCUCAGCUUGACCCGGAAGUUUAUAUUAGGAAAAUAUUUCGAGGAUCCGAAAAACCAAUCUUUGAAAUGUUACUAAUGAAGACAAAACAAUUAAAUUGGAUUCAAUCAAGUUGACUGGUUGACCAAACUUACAAUGAUCUAGUGUGUACUGAAAGUAAACUAAAUUAACAUUUCGAAUCAUAUUUUUUAUGUAUCCGCUCAUCACUUUCAGUUUUUUUUCUAUAACUUCAAAAGGAGCGUCAAGCAAAAUCAACCAUCGACCGCAAAUCCUUAAGUUAUCUCAGCCUGCGUUUUAAUGGAAUGUUUGACCGUUAGGAAGACAUACUAAGUUUGUCGAAACAGAAGAUACAAAAUUCCUCACCUGGUUACUGCCAAUGCGUGGCCUUUUGUCGAUCAUAUUUGCAGUUUUCCAUCGAUAAUUACCAUUAUUUUUCUAAUGUUGAUAGCGGUUGUAGCUUCUUUCUUUAUGCCAUGCACAGAUUUUUUGUAAAGUGCUAUUACUGUCGCCGCGUAAAAUUUCCUGAAUUUGGUCGUGAUUAGCUCAAUUGAAUUUGAUUGUUUCAUUAUUUUUAAAGUUUUAUGUUUCUAACGGUUCUCCAAAAGUUCUAGCGAUCAAGGUUAAAAAAUUGUUUAAAAAUGCCAUUUUUUAAAUCUUGCUUCUAUGAGACCUUAUUUUAAUUCAAACAAUUCUUGUUACGUAAACGUCUAGAACUGGAUCAAUGUUUACUUGCUAUGCAUCACAUAAAUAAAUAAUUGACCUCACAAUAUAACUGAUACCCCUUCGUAUAUUCUAUCUCUAGUAGCGAUUUUGAUAGGUUAAUUACCUUCGAGAUUUGCGUGUAGACGGUCGCCUCCAUACUAUCCGAGUAUCCCCAACAACUCCCAAACAAAUCGAUUGUAAUACUUUUUUUGACUGGUUUAAGGUAAAAUAAAUAAAGAAAAAUGAUGCCAUCUUACAAGAUUGUUGCUCAUUCUUUCCGAAAAAUCAUUUUUUCAGAAAGAACGAUCAUCAAUGCGAAGGAAAUGUUAUGGUCAAACCCGGCGCUUAAGUUAUGUCUUCGAAUGAAAAAAAAGCCACGGCCAACCAAUAAGACGAACAAAAACAGUUAAAAUUAUUUAACUGCUAUUGUUGCUUAAUUAACAGUCUUGUGAUUUGCUGUUUAUUUGGCUGUUAUUUCUUCAAAUGAAAAUUAUGAGAUUAUUCGCUCUGGCCGCUAUUAUUAUUCUCUCUCCAAAUUCAUCAUGAUCACACAGUAGAUUGAUUUUUUUUUAUUUCAUCCUUAGAUUCAUUCUCCUCGUUUUUGGGGUAGUAAAAUUGCUAGCCCCAUGUGCGGGUUUGGGAAUCAAACCCAGAUGAACUGCCCGUAAGGCAAUCGACUGGAAUGAUUUGGUCGAAUCCGACUUUUAGAAGCUUAUCUGAGCAUGUCUAUCAUCAUAUAUUUAUGUUAUCUGCAUUCGUUAUUCCGUUCUAUAACAACUCAAAGAGCUCCUUUCAUCUAAAAGCCACUCCUAUACGACCAGUCAAUAGUUUCAGUUUCCAAGAAAACCUUUGUGUCGCACCCACACUUCUUACGUUGGUGAUGUUUUUUUCACGAUUAUUUUUUGCUCACAUAUGCUGGUCUGAAAUGUAAGUCAGUCCAUAAUCUGAUUUUUUCUCGUGUGUCGCACUCUGAUGAUAAACAUCGAACCAACCGCUUCACUGAUUUCGGAAUAUAGCAUCUAACAUUGUUAUACCUGUAGAAUUGAUAGCCUUAGAAACCUGCCGCCAUACUGCGUUUUAUCAUGUAGAUAUGGAAUGUUUUAUAUUUGUUACAUUUUGUUGGUAUAUAAAUUUGUAUGAUAAAGAUAAAAUAUGACUUCAUUAUGCAGUGUGUCCUCUGGUUGUCCGUUCCGGGAAAGCCAUUGCUGAUAACUUCGGAACGAUUUGCUUUAUUCUCUUUGAUCGUAUCAUACCAUUUUUCUAUUUCUUAAUUUCCAAACAAUUUUCAAAUAUGACAGUUAUCUUCAGUUGACCGCUCUUUGCUUUGUUCGUUGAUAUUCUACGGCAAUGCUUCGAGCCUACGGUCACUGUAUUUUUAAUCGCAUGGUUGAUUCCGAUGGUCCUGAAGUCGAAUAAUUGUGAUAAAUGGGCGUUAGUCAGAACAUGUUCGAUUUGAAAUUUUUAUGUGUUUCCACGUCUGCUGGUGAGUUGAGAUUUGUGCAAAUAGGUACUAUUUGAUAUUGGUGGUUAUUUGAUGCACUCCUUCCAAAUAACUGAGCGAAACAACUCUUCCAUUUCGACCUGUGCAUUUGCGUUCUCGAAAAUGAGUUUCCCGGUCAUUGUCGGGUUCUCUCGCGCGCCUGAUUAUCCUUUUGUUCUAUGGAAUACUCUAUAUACGUGGGACAAUCAUGCUUAGAUCGGCAGCAUAGAACUUGUACAGACUUCACCCUCUGAAGACAGAUGACUUCCGUUUAAUUGCACUAUGUUAAUAAUCAAAUGCAAUUGCAUUUCACCAUCAAACAUCAGAUACUAGUAUUUCGACUAAAACGUAUAAUAGCAUAAGAGUCCCAUAUGAAUUUUUGUUGUAUCAAUACUGAAUCAAAAUGCAUACAUAAGAUUACCAAGUUUGUUUAGAAAAUAUUACUUUUCCUUUCCCUUUGCUUAUCAUUUUGGUACCAUCCGAGGAGCACUUGGCCUUGUACCCACUGCUCUUCCACCAUCCUAGUGGUUUUCUCCAUUUAUCACUGGCGUCACAUGUGAUAUUUGGAUACGGAAAAUGAUUUUCUGAGCAGGCAAUCAAAUGAAAGAAGAUUGCCAGGUAAUUAGUACACUUUCUGCACCAGGUAUCAUAUCGCAUUUGUAUAUACACAUAUUAAGUGUAUCUACUAUACGAUAUGAUGGCCGGAAGGAUAGAUAAGCAACCCAAGCUCCCCAAGAUUACCAAGUUUGUUUAGAAAAUAUUAAAAAAAAAUACCAAAGUAUGGUUGUCCCAUCCCUAAGGCUCAAUGAAAAUGUAAAUCUUGAACAGCGUUUUUCUCCGCUUGCUGUUUUUCAAUAUGGGACUCUUAUGUUGUAAUAGGCAGUAUACCGCCGUUCUACGCCGAAUUGUCUCAUGUUGCAAAACUGGCAACUGAAAAAAACGCGAUUGAAGAUAAAACUUGUAUUAGCAAUCUGGAGAGAAACGAUGCAACGAAUAAAGUUUUAUUGUCUAGAAUUACGUUCAUGGCAAACGUUUCUAAUACAAUCAGUCCAGGGGUGACAUUACGCAUCUCGAAACGAAAGGUUUAUUGUAGGGGAACCCGGGGUUAUUCGGACCUACUUAAGCAAAUCUCCCGUUUAGGUGGAUAGAUGUGAAAAAAGUUACCGAUCAAAAGUCCUAAUUGUUAGUUUGAAACCUCAGCUACAUUUUGGUGUCAUAAAAGGUUCAUUUGCACCACUCAAUGGUAGCACUAGGCGACGAUUUGCAAACCUCUAUGUUUUUCCAUCCUUUUACAAUGUAGGGGUAAUUCGGACCUCCCUACGGGGAAAUUCAGACCGUCAUUUUUCUCAUAUCAUGUCCGAAUUACCCCCACUGUCUUAAUAGCCCCGGGUCCCCCUAUACAAACUUGUAUGAAAAAGUCGAGUCGAAUUGGUUGCAUUAUGUGGCCCCAGUUUUUCAUUAUUUAAAUCCAAUUAAUGUUUUUACAAAAAAAUGUUAAAUGGCGAAAAAUCGGAUAGACACCGGCCGCAUAUUUACGCAUAUCAGUCCUACCACGAUCUAUGCAAACGAUGUUCGUUACUCAUUUGGUUUACAAAGGUGUAUGUCGAGAGUUUUCUUGUUACUCGGAAGAUUGUUGGCUUCGUCAAAAUCGGAAAUAAAUGCGUUCGUCAUGUUAUAAGUAUUUGGAAGCAAUAAUAGUGAUGAAGAGAUUUGCAGGAUUGAUCUUACUGUUGUAACUAUUAUCACCACACCCAUCUCUUUUUUAAUGAAACUUUCUUUUUGCCCGACAUCUAGCCUAAUGUAUUUUAUAACUAAGCGCUACAUAAUUAUUUUUUAUUGCAUGUUUUUUAGGCUUUUUGUUAGUGGGACAAUUAUGCGUAUGGGACAAACUGACUUGUUAUUUUUUCACGGAGUCUUCGAACAAACUGUAUGAUUUGAAUAUCUUCUGAAAAUAUACUUCAAAAAGGAAUGUUUGAUGAAAAAAAGUGAAAAUGCUCAAAAAGUGACAUGGGACAAUUAUGCGUAGAACGGCAGUAUAGGGUCAUCCAAAAAAUGACUGGCAAAUAACAAGGCAGCAAUUCAAACAUAAUAAAGGUUACGGACCUGACCUGUGGUUUAUCAAUUUAACCCUAUAUAAGGCCCAGAGUUUGGGGGUAAUAAUGAAUGUUAUAUUUAUAGAAACGCGGUUGUUACACUUAGUUUAGAAUAUAUUUACAUUUAUUUCGCAAUAAAAACUGUUUUGAAAAAGGUGGCAAUAUAGUUGGUACCGCCCGGUAAAAACAUUUCACGAAACUCUAUUUCUGAAGGAUAGUAUGCUGCCCAUAAUCGCACGUCAGUCCCAUGUUCUACGGGUUUCCGUAUCUAAAGGGCGAACACGAAAUUAUUGCGGCACCGAAAAUGUCAUGUCAAUUUUCUUAUAAUGUUUAAAAUCAAACCAAAAUUUUAGGGUAGUUUUAUACAUAUAUUUACUUCAAAAAUCGAAAGAAAAGUUAAUCGAUGGAGCCUUGAGUGUAAAGUUGAACGCAUUUUCGCUUGAUGCCCUCCAUCAAAGUCUUUACAGUGUCAUCCGGUACCAGUUUCUCAGUUUUUUCCAUUUUCUUAACAUGUCCUUCUCGUCUUUGACUGUCUUCUUGCUCUUCCGAUGUUCCCGCUUCAUCAUUGCCCAGUACUGCUCCACCGGGCGCAGCUCCGGACAGUUUGGCGGAUUCAUGUCCUUUGGAACAAAAUGGACAAAAUUGGCCUCAUACAACUUAAGGACACUUUUAGAAUAGUGGCAUGAUGUCAAAUCUGGCCAAAAUAGCGGAGCUUCGUCGUGCUGCUGCAAGAACGGCAAAAGGCGCUUCUCGAGGCACUCAGAUUUGUAGAUCUCGCCAUUUACUGUGCCAUUUGUCACAAAAGGCUCAGUCCGCAAGAGCAGAUGGCCUGCCAAAUGAGAUAUUUGUAGGCGAACUUCGACAUUUUCUUCUUCUUAAAUUUGUCGUCCACAUAGAACUUGCUCUUGCCGGUGAAAAACUCCAACCCCGGAAUUUGCUUAAAAUCGGCUUUUAUAUACGUUUCGUCGUCCACCACACAGCUGCCAUAUUUUGUCAGCCACUUCUCGUAGAGCUUCCGUGCCCGAGUUUUAGCCGUCGAUUGUUGCCGCUCAUCGCGGUUUGGGAAGCUCUGUACCUUGUAAGUAUGUAGUCCAGCUCUCUUCUUUGCAUUCUGGACGUAGCUCUGCGAAAUGCCGAUCUUUUUAGCCAAAUCACGGCUUGAGACGUUGGGAUUUGCUUUAAUCAUCCGCUUCACCUUUCCCUCCGUCUUUUUGUUCUCCGGUCCCGGUUUUCUUCCAGCUCCCUUACCGUGGUCCAACGUCAACCGCUCCUGGAACCGCUUCAACACUCUGGAGACGGUUGAAUGGUGAAUGUUCAACAUUUUUCCCAACUGCCGGUGCGACAGGUCAGGAAAUUCCAGGUGUUAGGAAAGAAUUUGUUCUCUCGACUCGCGUUGGUUCACCUCCAUUUUCGUUGAAUCGAAAAACACGACUUCGAGUUUGUUGUAAACAAUACACAUCAAUGAGAAAGUGUGCAAAAUUUGGUUGAUUUUUACCCAAUGGUAAAAAAGUUAUGCCCUGUUGAAUGUGUAGCAAUAAUUUCGUGUUCGCCCUUUAUAUGGGACUGGCUUGUGAUUAUAUGCAGUAUAGGAAGACACCCAAACAAAAACUUAUGCUAGUCGCCGUCAUGCCCGUUUUUAUAAAACUAUUUUUGUAAUUGCUAGGUUUACUAUGUUUACCUCCACCUCUACGCAGGCCAGUGCGCAGGUCAUUUUAAGAGGGGGGGGGGGUCAAUUUUCUUUGUUUCUUACAAAAGAAGGGUAUACCAACCCUCAAACUUUGAAGAUGUUUUCUCAGGUCUAGAGGGCCUAUUCUUUUGUAUCAAUCAACUCAGCUCAACAAAUUGGGACGAUGUCUGUUAUCGAGAAGGAAUCUUCAACAGACACUUCCGCUCGUGAUAGUGCGGAUUCUUACUGCAGUGAUUUGUAGUAAACUUACCGACUAUACCUAAACCUUUUGUUCUUCCCAGCCUUCAUCCUUGCGCAAUCACCGUCAGGCAUUACUUCAGUAGAGAAUGUGCGCUUGCUCUUUUCAUUUUGUGUUAAAUGUUCGUAGUUUUCCCAUUGCAUGCGUUUCUGAGGUCUGCUGUAAAUAUUGAUACCUGUCGAGACACGAAACGAACCCGCGGAUGAGUCCCAUAUGUUAUUUACGAAGCAGCUGAAGGCUUCUAAUAUGAUGUCUGCAGUGUAGCAUAGUUAUUUGUAUGCCACCAGGAUUCAUUGUACGGUAAAAGAACAAAUUAAAAUAAUAUAUUUAUUGUAUCCUAUAACAUUGAUUCUGAAUAGAAAUCUUCGGUUAUUUGUUCCGCCAUCAGAAACGAAAUGAUCGCGUGGGUUCGUAAGGUCAUAGUACAUAGUAUUUUAUUCUCAUUCUCUCUGGUACCCACUCGAUAUCCCUUUUCGCAAAUCUUAGUUGACGAGGAAAAAGAUUUUCAAAUUUAAUUCUUUUGAGUGGUUUAAUAGCGCGGAUAAGGGGUAAUUUGUUUGUCAACGAAAAUAUUCUCCGGGUGGGGGAUUUAUGGUUCAAUUGGUCCUGCAUGUAGCUGCACAAAUUGAUCCACGUAGAUGAAUCUUAAUAAUCGGCUUCUCUCCCGGUUAUGACAUACAGUCUCCGGAUAUCUGACAAGUGGACUUGCUGAAACUGACUGAAAUCACAAUUGUUUCUGUUCAAAAAUUGCGGCUCGGUGCAUGAAAUUAGCGGAAACCAAUCACGAACGAGCUUCGAUCAGAUGAAUUAAAAUCGGUUUUUUCAUGUGUGUAUGCUACCUUCCACCCUUUUGUAAACGAAAAUGAUGGCCGUGUACAGCUUACAAAUAUUUCCUUCUCGGUAGUGUACAGCCAUCCGUUCGUCCCAAACAGCCAAAUACGAAUAAUAAUAGGAACAAUUCUGCAACGGAUCUAUAUUUAAAUCUUUUCAUCAUUAAAGUGUUCGGUUGGUGCACCAUAUUGACGACCCUGGCCGAGAUGAGCUGAAAAUUUCUACCAUUUUCGAGUAGUUCUCGAAAGAUUUUUUGAGACACAGUUUUUUUUCGUUAUUAAUGCAUGGGAACAUGAGGAGACUUGACCAAGCGCGAAGUUCAACAAUUAUCAAUAACGUGUUCUAUUUGGUUCUUAUUUUUUUUUUUAUUUUUUAUACUUGUUUCGAUCCCGUCAGGUAAUUUUGAAAGUUUGGAGUGAAAAAUCCUUUCCUCAUAGAAAAUAUUCCGUAAUUCAUGAAUUUGUGUUAAAUUAUGUAAUUUUUUAUCAAAUUUUGUAUGGAGAUAUCAUCUAGAGUAAGGAUUUUUUCAUAGAUCUCAUAUACCAUAUUAAUCCUUAUGAUGUAGUGAAAUGAUUCUACAUUAAUCGGAAUAAUGGAGUAGUUAUUUAUAAAAGUAGCACGUCACUGGACGUCAGAACUAAUGUUGGGAAGACUUGACCAAGUGCCAAUAUAUGGCAGAAAGAUACAAAAUUUCUGAUAUUUACUAUUCUGUGGUACCUACUGUGAAUGUUAAUCACGUCACAAAAAUCCCAACUUAAACACCAGUUUAUUUUUUUGUAGUACUAGUCAACAAAGUUAGCAGUUAUAUGGCUGAUUUCGUGACAUGUGAACAUGCAAUGUAACCAAUACAGUUAAUCCCAAAAAGAAAAUAGGUUUAAAAAAUCCAAAUCCAUAAAAUUACUCGUUUUAUAUUUUUACUGGUACUAAGGAUCUCGAUCUCGAGAUUACAGCAUGUUUUCAGGCCAUUAAGUUUUUGAUCUGAUAUUUUAAAAUUCGCUCGAUCAAGUCUCCCCGACUUGACCAGAAAAAACUUUUAUAACUUUUGAAUAAAGUAAAUUGACAAUUCUGCAAAAAAUCAUGUAUACGCCCAAUACUUUUGGACAUUACAUUUCAAGGAAUAGAAAACUUGAAUUUAAAGGAUAGAAAACUUUUUUCAGAAAGUCAUUCUGUCAAGUAUAAUGGAAGUUAUUGACGUUUAAAAACUAACACGACUGUCAGAGCCUAUAUUUUGAAAUGGGACUCCUAGAGCGAAUUUGGACCAUAUUAACACGUGCCCAAAACGAUUGAAGUUUUAUAUGAGAGUUACAUGUAUUUUUUCAUACGUUUUAAUUUUUAAACUUGGUGGAGCUCAAAAUGGUGCAAGAUUUCAAACGGAUUGUUUUCGGAAUCUCUAAAAAUGAGAUUUUAAAAAUACUGCAUUAUAAAAAUGCUCAUAUUUCGGGUUUUUCUUUGCAAAUUUUUUUUUUUUUUAUUUUCUAUCAUUCAUAUUUUUUUCUCAUGGUGUGCGCGAACUUUACCAAAUUUUAAAAUUUUUCGAUUACAUUGAAAAAAGUUAUAAACGAAUGGAAAAAUAGUGUAAUUCCAAUAUAAAACUUCAAUCGCUUUGGGGCACGUGGUCCAAAGGUCCAAUUUCGCUAAAAUUUGUUCCAUUUUUUUGGAUAUCUUGAUUCAUCUUUGACCGGCGAUGGACAAAAUUUCAACAUCGCAAAAAUAACUGCCACCCUACUCUGCAUGACCCUUUUCUGCGAUGCCUAAAACAGCGCAGAAUCGUGUUGCUUUAGAAACAGUAAACGUUUUCGGGUACUCGUUCACACAAAUUGACGAUCACUGAAUAUGUUACUUUAUAAGCCACGGGUGCAGAUAGCCCGCCACACCAGCUAUUUCCUAGCGACCUGCGACAGUUUCAUAUCCAUUUUGCAUGGCGCGAAAAAAAAUUAUUGAUGCGUGGUUCAGCUUGCUUGAACACACCUACAAAAUGUGGGGUGCUCAGGAUCACACUACGACUAAUUUCUGUACUAUCGCUCUACGCAUAUUUGUUCCAUGUGUAUAGGGAAUCCAUAGCACAUAGGUCAGUUAUUCAUAUAGCGGCAGUUGAUGAGUUGUAAUGAAUAUAGUUCAUAGGAUCUUGAUCUACUCGGAAAGCAAUUUUUAGGUUAGUCUGGGCUAGUUUUUAGAUCAGCCUUCAGCUUUCUGACAAUUGAAAAUAAUUAAACCUUGUUUCGAUGAUAGAAGUCGGCUUAAUCUGCACUGCUACUGCACUUAUUAAUUUCUAUCCUUGUAGUUGGUGGUAUCGAUGUAUUAGUCAUGCGAAAGAGAAGCUUAUUAAUUUUUAUCUGAAACGGAAAACAUUGAACUUCAGCUCCGAUCUUUGUAGGUUUAUGGAGUGGGAUCAAAAUCAUCCAGUAUUCCAAGAAGGAUAGCAUCCAUAGAUUGACAUAAUAUUUAAAAUUGAAACAAUCAUCAGAUUGUUUGAUUGUAGUCCACUCAAAAGAGAAAAAAAAUACCCUCAAAUUUGAGCCCGUCGAAAACCUCAACCAAGACUAUGGGGCCAUCGUUGAAUUUGAUUGUUUAGUUCCAUGGGUUAUUCCAACAAUCGUCAGUUCAAUCAAGGUUGACGUAAAUCAUGCUUUCGCACCUUCCAAAACCGUGAAGAAAAAAUUUUACUCUUCUGUCGUACCUCAAAUACAGUGAAGACCCGUUUUUAUUAGACCCUUGGUGAUUUUUGGGCUGAUAAAACGGGGACAUUAACAAAAUCGGGACAUAUAAUUUUCUUUCUUUUUGGGAAACCGAAGUCUUCUUUAGUCCCUAGAUAAAGCCUCAUAACUUUUCCCGAUCAUUCAGCUUAAAUUUUCCUUUAGGGGGUCUGAUAAAUCAAAAUAUUUUUUUGCAUAUUUCGGAUCUCGAAAAUAAGAACAAUAUGGUCAAGAAAGGAUUUACUCGAAUUCAAUUUGAUUCGUCUGCUAGAGCCCAUCAAACUACCAGCUAUCAAUUUUCAUAGACGGCUGAUAAAAUCGGGUCUUCAUUGUAUAUUAGAGUGAAUCAUGAUUCUUUAAUCCCAACCUAAUGUGAUAGUGUUGAAACUUUUACUAAGCCAAAUAGCCAUUUCGCCAAACGACCAAAUCUUCGUAUAAUUUUAGACCUUAGAACUGUCAACCUGAAAGCAGACAAAGCAGUGUAUCUAAAUUAUUUCUUCUCCGUCUCCUUCCUCCUCUCCGUUACGGCACUUUGGCGUAUGGAUCAUACCAUUAACAAUUACCGCACCCGAAUCACCCCUUGCUCACCUUCCCGCGUCGGUAUUAUUACCCAGUGAAGUGUUCGGCAAAGGUAAUGGACAACUGAGG